Macadamia integrifolia is the source of this 3031-nucleotide messenger RNA. RefSeq names its product protein ADP-ribosyltransferase PARP3. Gene Ontology annotation, molecular function: NAD+ poly-ADP-ribosyltransferase activity. Lineage: Eukaryota; Viridiplantae; Streptophyta; Magnoliopsida; Proteales; Proteaceae. The record is from RefSeq and is a predicted model, not a curated record.
AUGGAAUGCAGGAUUCUUACAAGUCAUAAAGUACCCCGUCGGUUGGCCAAUAUUGUUCCAGUUCCAAAGAAAGAUAAAGUCAGAAUGUGUGUGGAUUUCAGAGAUUUGAAAAAAGUCAGUCCUGAAGAUGACUUUCCUUUGGCUCAUAUUGAAGUAUUGGUUGAUAGUACGGCAGGACAUGCCUUGUUGUCGUUCAUGGAUGGGUUUUUAGGAUACAACCAGAUCAGCAUGAAUCCUGAAGAUAUGGAAAAGACUACUUUCACAGCUCCUUGGGGGACCUAUUGCUAUAAGGUAGGUGUGAUUUGUCUUGUUGUAAAUCCUGCCGAACGAGAGCGUGGUGGUUCAUCCAAGAUCAUUGAAGCAUUAGAGAGAGGUAUACCAGUAGUGAGAGAGGCUUGGUUAGUGGACAGCAUCGAGAAACAAGCCCCCCAGCCUCUGGAGGCAUACGAUGUUGCAACUGAUCUUUCUGUAUACGGCAAGGGAAUUCCAUGGGACAAACAAGAUCCUAGUGAAGAAGCUCUUGAAUCCUUCUCAACGGAGCUCAAGCUCUACGGAAAGCGAGGUGUAUAUAAGGAUACCAUGUUGCAAGGGCAGGGUGGGAAGAUCUGAAAGGAUGGGAUUUUGUUCAAUUGUGCAUUAUCUAUUUGUGAUGAAGGAAGAGGACUGAAUGAGUAUUGCAUCAUGCAAUUGAUCAUGGUACCUGAGAACCGUUUGCAUCUCUAUGAUAAGAAGGGCAGAACUGGUGAUGAUGCUAGAGCCGAGGAAAGACUGGAAGAAUUUGAUAAUGUCGACAAUGCAGUAAAGGAGUUCAUCCGGAUCUUUGAAGAGAGAACUGGAAAUGAGUACGAGCCAUGGGAGAGGCAGAAAAAGUUCCAGAAGAAGGCAGCCAAGUUUUAUCCGAUUGACAUGGAUGAUGGCGUGGACGUUCGAUAUGUCGGCCCAAGUCUCAGACAACUUGGAAGCAAACUUGAACCUUUAGUUGCAAAUUUUGUGAAGAUUCUACGCAGCCAGGAUAUUUACAAAUAUGCCUUAACGGAGAUGGCACUAGACACCCCUGAUAUACCUACAGCGAUGCAUACAGAUUUCCACUUGAAGAGAUGUGAGGAGGGUCUCCUGAACUUCAUAGACAUUGUGAAAUCAAGCAAAGUGACGGGGCCAAAAGCAAAUGUUGUUUGGUGGGAUUUCAGCAAUAGGUGGUUUACUCUCAUGCAGUCCACAAGACCCGUCAUUUUCAAGGAUUACAAAGAUAUUGCAGAUAAUAUGGCUGCGGCAGUGGAGACUGUACGAGACAUAAAUGUGGCCUCGCGUUUCAUAGGGGACAUGUCUGGCCCUACCAUUGAUGAUCCAUCGUUUGACAGAUACAACAAACUGGGAUGCUCUGUGCUUCCUGUGGAGAAAGAGAGUGAUGAUUACAAAAUGGUUUCCACUUACCUGGAGAAGACUUACGAACCUGUCCAAUUUGGUGACAUUAGCUAUGGAAUCUCAAUUGACAAUGUUUUUUCCGUCGAGUCGGGUGCUUGCCCUUGUGAAGAAAUAAAGAAGUUACCCAACAAGGUCCUCCUAUGGUGUGGUACGCGAAGCUCUAAUCUGGUCAGGCACUUGCAUAAAGGGUUCUUGCCUGCAAUAUGUUCACUCCCUGAGCCAGGUUAUAUGUUUGCGAAGGCAAUUGUCUGUUCAGACGCUGCAUCAGAAGCUGCCAGAUAUGGGUUCACAGCAGUUGACAGACCAGAGGGGUUCUUGAUCUUGGCAGUUGCAUCACUCGGUGAUCAAAUAAUCGAGUUUAAAACACCACCCAAGGAAACUAAAACAUUGGAAGAAAAGAAGAUGGCGGUGAAACGGCUGGGGAAGAAGAAAACCGACGAAACAGAGCAUAUGAAAUGGAAGGAUGACAUCAAAAUUCCCUGUGGUCGACUUAUCCCUUCGGGAAUCAAGGAGAGUCCUCUUGAAUACAACGAUUUUGCAGUCUAUGACCCCAAACAGGUCAGCAUAAGAUUCGUGGUGGGAGUGACGUUCGAAGAAAAGGAUGUGGUGAUGGAUGACGAGGAGUAACUGCAAGUGUUUGGGGAAAUGUGGGAGAUGGAAGGGGAAUAGAAGGGUUGUUUGUACAUAUUCCUUUUUGUUCUUACGCUGGGGUCCUAUUUUAACAGGUGGCAAGGCAGGAGAAGAUGGGGCUUAUCGAGAGGUUUGGUGGUGGUGGUUUCAUUUUGUUACAUUUCCAAUCAUCCUCCCUUGUAAAUUCACCACCUUUUGUACAUCUCUUUUUGUGUCUCUAUACGCAUGACGCAGCUAUUUAAUUACUUCCAGCAAAUGGGAAGGGGGGGGAAGAACCCUGGAAACUAUGGUGACAUGAGUCCAGUCAUCAUAAGGAGUGGACGCCACGUUUGAUACAAUUGAUGCUGGCUGUCUUCAUGGGUAUGGCAUUGGUUGGAAAUGUCCGCAAUUGGCGAACGGGUGGGUAUCCUUCCAACUGCCAAAAGGAAGGUGACUUUCAAAUAGAAUGACUGGCCUAAGAUACAGCAUCUCCCAUAAGAUUUGGAAAGAAUCCUUUUUCCUUGGUUUCUAUUGAACUUUCAUAAGACUACAAAGGCCAUUAACAACCGCUGGAUUACAGUUAUGAGGGGGAAAAGAUCCUACCUGGUUGCAAGCCCCUACACCCAGCGAAGGGGCGGUGAAAAGACCGCCUUGCCCCCUAGUUGGAUGCAUGUGCAUCUCCCCUAUUUGGUUCUAGUGCAAAAAGUGAUCCCUAGCCUUAUCAUAAAAUCAAAAUAUCAACAACAGAAGAGACCAAACAGAAGCAUAUACACCAUCUCACUAGUAAGGUACUAUUUGUAUCCAUAGUUGCUAUGGUACCAAGGAGAACUAAAGUGGUGGAGGACUGUUUAAGCACUUAAGCGAUAACGUACCUCGUUUUAAGGCGAACAAGGUGAUUAAAUGUUUUUUUUAUUUUUAUUCUUUUCUAAUAUUAUUUAAUAUAUUCUAUAUAUACCUUGUAUAAUCAAAAAUCAACAUUAAGCCACAUCAAAUCAUUGAA